Columba livia (rock pigeon) is the source of this 4126-nucleotide messenger RNA. RefSeq lists its product as uncharacterized. The record is from RefSeq and is a predicted model, not a curated record. The transcript has 15 exons. The coding region runs from base 417 to 1370 and encodes 317 amino acids. Lineage: Eukaryota; Metazoa; Chordata; Aves; Columbiformes; Columbidae.
AACGCGGCGGGCCGGUAGGCUGGGAGAUGCCCCGCCUCAGCCAGCCUGCCGCUCCCAUUGGCGCUGCGGGGGGCCAACCCUGCUCUCAUUGGCCAGCGAGGUGUCGCUCGCGCUUUCUCCGCUUCAGGGCCCGGAGAACUAUUUUCCAUUCGGCGGAGGGGGGCCGGGGAGGGGGCUCCGCUGGUCGCUCCGUCCGCGCCGAGCGGCAGGCGGCGGGCCCGGGCGCGGCGGCGGAGGAUGCGGCGGCCGGUGGGGCCGCCGGGACGGCGCUGAGGGGUCGCUGUCCCCGCCGCGGCGCAGCGAUCUUUCUGCUUGCCUUGAAACCACGGCCUUGGUGUGCUGGGCUGUAAAUCCCUGGGGGCAGUGAUGGAGGAACAGCAUGGUCUGGAUAAACUCUACUUAACACGCUUAUUCAGAUGGAGGUUGAUUGGCUUUGUCCUUUAUCCAUGAAAGAAAAGCAAAGAAUUACUGAAAUGGUGCAACAUUAUCAAGCAGGAAACCGUCCUGAAGGACCUGAGGGAUGCAUCACAACGAGCAGUGACGGAGAGGAGUACCCAGCCUCUGCUUUGGUGUCUGAAUGUUCACGAUGUCAAUGGUUUGACCUGUGGGUCUUGCAGUGCUCAAACCACUGCCUCCACCUUGGUACAUGCAGGUUUAGAGCAUUUCUGAGAUGUGCUGGUGCAGUGAGAAGAGGACUCUGGAGGUCACAGCUGAAGAGAGGGAGAUCCCAGAGGGGCGUCACCCCUGAGGGACAUAAUCUCUGCUCUCCACCACCUGCCAGCACCACUGAUCCACACGGGCUGGGCAGCCAAUUGCCGGGGAUGUACCAAACUCACUCACGGCUUACCUCUGCCAUAGGAGUGAACAGACUUGGGGAAACUAUAAACAGCACAGGUUGUCUUUCACUGGAUCACUUCUUUCACUCUGUGGACUGUGAGGCUGCAGGGAUACUUGGGUCAACACCACCAAAACAGCAGCACAGCACCAUGGGGCCUGUGUCUGAGGAACCCUCCCUGCUCCCUGUGAAAUUAUGGACCGAAGAUGGGGAAGCAUUGGAAAGAGCAUCAGAAUCUCCUCUGCUCACAUGUGAGACCCUGUUGUUGCUUUUGCCCCAUCGUUCUGCAGGGCUCCAUCUUCUGUCUUGUUAUCCCACGAUAGAAGGACCGGGGGAGGUAACUGCCAUGCUUCACAUACAAGGAGUGGAGAUGCUGGGGCUCUUCAUGGCCAAGAGCAUCCGCUCUGCUUGGGGCAACUCUACCAUGUGGCUCAGGAUAAUGGAGUUUACAUCUUCCCUUUGCCAGCACUGCUGGAUUCACCCCAAACCAGCUGGAGAUGGCAUCCUGUGCUCAGAGGACUCGAUGGCCAUCUAAGUCUUCCCUGUCACUUAUGCUUCCCACGACCGACAGCAUAUUAUAUUGUCUUAUGAAAAUCAUGCAUGGCUUGCGGGAGACAUCUAUAAAAAGGAGAGAGCACACUGAGAAGCUGAUACCGUCUCUCUAAUUAUCCGGGUUGAUGAACCUGUUAACCACCUGAAGUGACUUGAAUCUUUACAGCUGGCGUCACUCACGUUGGACAGUAGACUCCCUUCUGUGCCUUCAGAAGUAAUGGCUGUAGGUAAAUGUUCCCUCCUCGCCCUGUUCUUUGACAACCACCUUGGUUCAAGGUUUAUGCCUUUCAGUGAGGUGCUUAAGCACACACUUGGCUCUAAGCACUUCAUUCCUGUCAUUUCAUUGAAUAGACAUGGAUUUAUGUGCCUUCUCUAGUUCAUGGCUUGCUAGCAUUUCAACAGUUUAUUUUGCAGUGGCCAGAUAAGACAGAAGAGCCAGCCCUGGCAGACCUGUGCCUGGGGAAAUGGUUUGCUUUCUGGUAGUGAUGGGCAACACCAUUCAAACCUUCCAUGAUGCUCCAAAGUAGAGACUGCUGGGGCCCCAGGUCCAGCUGCUCACUGAGGAUGGAGGAAAAGUGCUCUCCAGAAACCCAGCAGUAUAAACAUCUGGAGUCACAGUGGCUGGCGCUUUAGGCUGAAGUCGAAGUUGCAGCUAAACAGCCUGAGUGCAAGAGGUUCCAUGUCCACGGCUACUAACUUGCGACUGAAGCCGUGCUUGUGUCUCCACGUAGCUCAGACACGCCAUAUACGCCCGCCCCACACAGCCCUGCCGCACAGCUAUGGGAGCAAAGGUCCCCUACAGCACCAGUGGGCUGCAUCUGAUCAGCAGAUCCAUUAAGACCUAAGCAACGCACAACGUUAAGGCUGCAGCGGCCAUCGCAGCGCUCACUGCACAAGCACGGGAGACGCUGAAGCGCUUCGGCGGCGGGAGCGGCGCAGAGCCCACGCCGGGUCUCCUCCCAGCCCCAGCAGCGCCCGCUGCAGCCAGCCCCGGCUCGGCAGAGCGCGGUGCCGGAGGCCUGGGCGGCUGGCACCGCGCUGCCCGCCCCCCGCCCAGGCCGCAGCGCCCCCGCUCCUCCUCUCCCCGGCCCCUCCGAUCCCGGCUGCCGGGCCGGGCGGAGCGGAGCGGAGCGGCCCCGCCGCCAGGCUACGCACCGUCCGUGGCGCGGGCUCCGGGCGCGCCGGCCACCAUCCCGGGCUCACCUCUGACCCCGCGCACGCGCCGCGCUCCCGUCCCGCCCUCUCUUGCCGCCCAUUGGCUGCACCUUUCCGCGGGGCGGCGGCGGUGGGACCGCUCUCGGAACUCCACGUGGAGCGCUCGCGGAGCGGCAGGUGGAGCGGCCCGCCCACGCGGGGCAGGGCUGCCGGCGCCAUCGCUGCGGUGGCGGCGGCCGGAGAGCCCUGUACAGCCGCGCACCGGCGGCCGCGGGGAGGACCGGCCUUCCCGAGGGCGCGCCGGGGGCAUCCAGCCAGCGGCGUCCCCAGCGGAGGGUGCGGGACUAGAGUGCCGUGUCAGCAGGUUUGCUGAUGACACCAAGCUGGGAGGAGUGGCUGACACGCCAGAAGGAUGUGCUGCCAUCCAGAGACAUGGACAGGCUGGAGAGUUGGGCGGGGAAAAAUUGAAUGGUAACAAGGGGAAGUGCACAGUCUUGCAUCUGGGCAGGAACGACCCCAGGUUCCAGUAUGGGUUGGGGAACGACCUGUUAGAGAGCAGUGUAGGGGAAAGGGACCUGGGGGUCCUGGUGGACAGCAGGAUGACCAUGAGCCAGCACUGUGCCCUUGUGGCCAGGAAGGCCAAUGGCAUCCUGGGGUGUAUUAGAAAGGGGGUGGUUGGUAGGUUAAGAGAGGUUCUCCUUCCCCUCUACUCUGACCUGAUGAGACCACAUCUGGAAUAUUGUGUCCAGUUCUGGGCCCCUCAGUUCAAGAAGGACAGGGAACUGCUGGAGAGAGUCCAGCGCAGGGCAAUGAAGAUGAUGAAGGGAGUGGAGCAUCUCCCUUAUGAAGAAAGGCUGAGGGAGCUGGGGCUCUUUAGUUUGGAGGAGACUGAGUGGUGACCUUAUUAAUGUUUAUAAAUAUGUAAAGGGUAAGUGUCACGAGGAUGGAGCCAGGCUCUUCUCGGUGACAGCCAAUGAUAGGACAAGGGGUAAUGGGUUCAAGCUGGAGCACAGGGGGUUCCACUUAAAUUUGAGAAGAAACUUCUCAGUGAGGGUGGCAGACACUGGAACAGGCUGCCCAGGGGGUUGUGGAGUCUCCUUCUCUGGAGACAUUCAAAACCUGUCUGGACACAUUCCUGUGUAACCUCAUCUGGGUGUUCCUGCUAUGGCAGGGGGAUCGGACUGGAUGAUCUUUCGAGGUCCCUUCUAAUCCCUGACAUUCUGUGAUUCUGUGGAGGAGCUUAGUGGAGAGGGGGUGCAUGGGGGGCUGAGGAAGGGGCUCGGUGGGCUGCUGGGGUUGGACAUGAGGAAAAGGUUCUUCCCCCAGAGGGUGGUGGACACUGGAACAGGCUCCCCAGGGAGGUGUCACGGCCCCAAGCCUGACAGCGUUCAAGAAGAGACUGGACAAGCCCUCAGACACAUGGUGUGAACUGUGGGGUUGUCCUGUGCAGGGACAGGAGAUGGACUCGAUGAUCCUUGUGGGUCCCUUCCAACUCGGGACAUGCUAUGAAAUCACUAACAUGCAUCAAUUAUACUCAAUUAGUGUUCUACAUAUUUUGAAAAUUAAAUGUAACUUUUUUUUAAA